This is a messenger RNA of Leguminivora glycinivorella, 3111 nucleotides long. Its product is annotated as GDNF-inducible zinc finger protein 1-like. The coding region runs from base 85 to 1683 and encodes 532 amino acids. Gene Ontology annotation, biological process: central nervous system development; regulation of transcription by RNA polymerase II. The transcript is spliced from 12 exons. Gene Ontology annotation, molecular function: DNA-binding transcription factor activity, RNA polymerase II-specific; zinc ion binding; RNA polymerase II cis-regulatory region sequence-specific DNA binding. The record is from RefSeq and is a predicted model, not a curated record. Gene Ontology annotation, cellular component: nucleus. Lineage: Eukaryota; Metazoa; Arthropoda; Insecta; Lepidoptera; Tortricidae.
AUUGUAGUUUCCGGUUGACAAAUUAUGCAGGAUUUUGUGAUAUUUUAGCGUGGAUUCAGUGUUUCUUGUGAUUUUUACACCAAAAUGGAUUGGCAAUUAACAUGCCGAGUAUGUUUGGAAACUGGUGAUAUGGUAUCUUUGUUCGAUUGGGAUGAAAAUAAUGAACAACUCGGUGACAAGUACACUUACUGCUGUGGCGUGGAGGUGACGAAAAAUGAUUCUUUGCCCACGCUUAUCUGUUUGAACUGCGUGGACCGCCUAACAUUCGCGUUUCAGUUCAAACAACAGUGUUUGUCGUCGAACGACACUUUGAAAGAAUGUCUCGAGGAGUUUAUGAGGAGCUCUGCCGCUGUGACGGCUUCUUCUUCGUCUAAUAAAACCGUGACCGAAACAGAAACCAUAAGCAUAAAGCAAGAAAACGGCCUGCUGUUGCAAUAUGAGCUGCCUGUGGAGCAUGAUCCGCAGAUCCAGUGGACUCGAACACUGACCAAGACCCCCAACAAUGCCGUGGUGACUAAGGCUCCGAAGCAAAGGGGCAGGGGACGGCCGAGGAAGUAUCCUAACAAGCAGGGUCAGAUUGAUGUUUCUCCAUACCAACGCAAGAAGCAGAAGGAACCGCAGAAGGAGCAAGAAUCACUCACAUCACUGUUGGCAUCUGGCUCCCUGGAUCUGAAGCAGGAACCUGGGGAUGGGGAGGAUGAUGAACCAUUUGACAGUGCUGACUUUGCUGGGGGUGAUGAUCCUGAUUUUGAACCCGAAGAAGAAGCAGAGUCUGAUGGAGGCUCGAAAAAAGAGUCGGCAACGCCACGCAAACGGGGUCGACCUCGCAAGGUGGCGGCGGAGAAAGCUGAAGAAGCAGACGAUGGUGAAGACAUGCUGCUCAAGGAAACCAUCAUGGCCUUCUCCGAGCCCAUCCCAGACCAUAUCCUCAACCCGAAGCCGAAGCAGAAGUAUCCCAGCAAGAAGAGAUAUGUCUAUGAGAAAACGCAUACUUGCGAGACUUGUGGCUCCUCGUUCACGUCUAACGCGUCCCUGCAGGCCCAUAUCCGACGCCAUUUGGGCAUCAAACCGUUUGUUUGCAGCGUAUGUGGCUAUUCCUGCGUGAUGAAAGAAGCACUAAAGCGGCACAUGCUUCGGCACACUGGAGAAAGGCCAUACAAGUGCCGUAUAUGCGACCGGCGCUUCGGAGACUUCGGUACUCGACAGAAGCAUGAGAGGUUGCACAUGGGAGUCCGUCCGUACCAAUGCUCGCUGUGUGGCAAGGCUUUCACCUACUCGUACGUGUUGGCUAACCACAUGCUGACACAUACUGGCGAGAAGAAAUAUUCAUGCGAACCAUGCAACAAGAAGUUCACAAAAGCCCACCACCUGAAGUAUCACAACAAGGUGCACCACCAAGAGCUCUACAUCCAGCAACAGCUCGAGCUGGAAGCCAAGAAGAUCAGACAGCAGAUCAAUGUGUCCGGUCUGUCUGGUGUUCUGUCCGGGCAGAUUGUAGAUGGCACUCUGCAGCUUAUACAGACUAAUGAGGAAGAUGGCGAGCAGGAGCUGCAGAUGCACGUGGUGGAGGAGGCGGAACAUGAAGACAGCGAGGCCAAAGAGACCGACCGCGCCGUCGCCGGCAUGCAAGCGGUGGUGUUAGACAGCGAAUUCUCUAUGGAAGAUGACGACAAGACACAGUAAAUAAUAGAAUCACUAGGUAAUAUUAAAUAAUCUGUUAGAAUAGUUAGACACAAUAAAAGUAAAACCCCGUGUAAUACACAACCAUUAUGAUUGUUGCCAAUAAUCUUCAUUAGAUGGUUCACAGGAUUGCUUCCCUGUAGUGGCCAUGUGAUUAUAAUUAUUUGUCUGUAUAAUCGUAUUCAAUGAGGAGGCACAUUCAAAGGUUAUGGUAGACGGCGCCACCUUAUUAGUCCAUUGCACAGAUAAAGAAUUUCAUACGUGAGGGCGAGAAGAUGAUAUUUUUUUCUCUCUCUCACAUGAAUGACAGUGACAUGUCUAGACACUUGCACAGGCGCCGCCUGGCGGGAUAUAAUGUCAGUGUGCCUCUUUAUUGCAUCUACAGAUGUACAUAAUAGAUUUCCAUCGUAUUUUUCGGAACCUAUAUUUGUCGUGCUAGUUCGGCCAACAUUAGUACUUCUUGUACUGAGACUGAUUGAGGUGACAUGGCACGUUCGUGAGUUUCCGUCAAAAUACGAAGGACAACAUUUUGUACUACAUCUUAAACACCUGCAAAAUCAUAAAUAUCUGAGCACGACUCUAAUAUUACAUACAUACAUACAAUCACGCCUGUGUCCCAUAAAGGGGUAGGCAGAGCACAUGAACUACUCAAGUUUCAGUGCCACUCUUGGCAAAAAGAGGUUGAAAGAAAACUAAAAUUGUGACAUUGCAGUGACAGGUUGCCAGCCUCGCCUACGCCACAAUUUUAACCCAUAUCCCACAGUCGGCUUCUACGACACCCACGGGAAGAAAGGGGGUGGUGAAAUUCUAAACCCGGCACCACACGGGCACUCUAAUAUUAUGAGCAUAAAAGCGCGUUCAGAUGUUUUGGAAUGAGUUACAAAGCGACAGUAGAAAUAAAUAUUCAAGACCAAAUUCAGUUUUAUUUAGAUUCCUUUAGGUACAAAAUUGUAACGAAUUUGUAAUUACUAUAAAGUUAUUGUACGGUUAUUGUAUAUUCCUGUAAAUUCCUCGUGAUGGCGAAUUUUUAACCAAUUAUCAUUAGUAAGACUUUUAGUUUUAAUUUUUGUGUAGUAAAUCUCUUAACAUGAAAUGAAAAAUUUGGGUCAAUAAACUAAUCCAUAUUUUAUGAUUUUUAUCAGUAUCCAAAAUUAUUUAACAUCUUUAAUCAGUUCCCGAAAUGGCACAUUGUAUGUAUUUUAUAAAAAUCUAGUUAUAUUCUAUCUAGGUAAUAUCAAACAUGACAUUUUAAAACAUUUGUAAAUGUUCACUUGCCUUUUAUCACUUUGAAUAUCGUACUUUUAUUUUAUGAAAUAAGUAAAUACCUAAAUUUAGGUAUGUUAUGUAUUGACGUAGUGUAAAGAAAUUAUUGUAUAUUGUCGGUUACUGUUAUACUAGUAUGUCUGUAACUUUUAAAUAAUACAAUCAUGG